Messenger RNA from Penicillium macrosclerotiorum, 2214 nucleotides. RefSeq names its product ferric reductase family protein. Gene Ontology annotation, molecular function: ferric-chelate reductase activity. NCBI's taxonomy places the organism in Eukaryota, Fungi, Ascomycota, Eurotiomycetes, Eurotiales, Aspergillaceae. Gene Ontology annotation, cellular component: plasma membrane. The record is from RefSeq and is a predicted model, not a curated record. The transcript is spliced from 6 exons. Bases 1 to 2214 code for a protein of 737 amino acids. Gene Ontology annotation, biological process: intracellular iron ion homeostasis; copper ion import; iron ion transport.
AUGGGGGUUUUUGAAUGGUUACUCAUCGCACUCAUUGCAUUCAGCGCGAAGGCUGAGGUACUGCCAAAAGAUGAACGGUGUGUAACCGCUGUCUACUCAGCAUACAACUACAUAUCCUUUGUUGGCUUACCGGCGAGGGGGAUGUGGGAUACCCGAUGCCAAAAUUCACUGAAAGUGACUUCCAUCUAUGCUGCAUCACAAAUACACUGUCACGAGAAAGAACUUGCAAUCGGCCUAGCGCAACUGGCAGCUUUAUGCCAAGAAUUUGGCCAUCUCGAACUACUUUCGAGAGACGUCGUCGCUGAGAAUUUGACCGAUGACAGGAUUCGUACCAUGCGCAUUGUUGAUUACCUACAACUAAAUCAAGGAGAAAAUGAAAACGAACCAAUCCUGAUCUCUUCCUCUUAUUUCAGUCUCAUACUCCGUUGCAAGGCUUGGCUUUUUACUGACUUGAAUUUUUCUCUCGCCAGGAUUCGUGGCAAUUUGAAAAUUGGUCACAUCAUGCAUUUGGGUAGGGCUCAGUGGAAAAUUAUUUACUUUGGUUAUGCUUAUUGGUGCAUUAUACUGGUCUUAGGGAUCUCAUACCGGCUAUGGCGUUGGAUUCUCUUCAAUCAUAGAGGUUAUCACGUAGGCCAUGGUAUAGAAUCCAAUAUUCAUCCUCUGAAUUGCACAUGGAUCGCUUUGCCGUGGCUAAGGCAUGCUUUCCAUUGGGUACAGACUCACCUGAUUAUCUCUCCUCCACUUGCCAAUCAAGGACGGAAAUUCAUCGGUCAUACAUUUUCCACUCGAGCAGAGGCACUUGUGGUGGCCGGAUUCUGGAUUAUCAGCAUCACCCUCAGCUUCGUGGGGUACCGAACUUUCCCAGGAAAUAUUUACUGGCCGGAUGUCACAAGUCAAAUUCUACGAUAUUCUGCAGACCGAACAGGGAUCAUGGCUUUUGCAAAUCUCCCCUUGCUAUGGCUGCUUGGUGGCCGUAAUAACAUUUUGAUUUGGGCAACUGGGUGGAGUUUCGCGACUUUCAACACAUUCCAUCGCCAUGUGGCCCGUAUAGCCACCUUACAAGCUGCAUCUGUCGUCAUAAUUUUGGUGCUGGUCACCUCUCUAGACCGCAUUCGCUUCGCAAAUUACGAAUUAUUUUUGGGUCACGAAUAUUGGAAGUAUCUGUGGCCUUCUGUUGCAGUUUGGUUGAUUGAUCGAGGAAUAAGGAUUGUUAGAAUAUUGUAUUGCAAUAUUCACGUCGGACUUUCCAGUCAGAAUAUGAUCCGUGUGACAAAGAGUCAGAUGACAUAUGAUGAAGCGGCAGACGUGAUUCGGUUAGAAGUGACUCCUGGCACCGAUUUACUUCGGCCUAGUCCGGGCGAUUAUUACUUUCUGUACCAACCAUUACGCUUGAUAGGAUGGGAAAAUCAUCCGUUCACGGUUGGUUCUUGGACAUAUCAGUUAGUUUCCAGGAGAACUUCAUCAGGUCUGUUCACUGCACAUGGCCAGUCCACGGAGGUUGAUCGGGUUCCCCUCCUUCCGGAGAUCUCUCAAAGACAUGAAACACAAAAUAUGACCGAGGAAACAUUCGAAGAUAUAAAAGUCUUAAACCUUAAAUUGGUCUUCUGGAUUCGGCCAUAUAAUGGUUGGACAGGGCAGUUACGACGACAAUGUUUGGGUUCCAAAGUCUCACCGGUCGAUACAACGAUUCUUUUGGAGGGUCCAUACGGACAUAACUUCCCUCUCUGGCAAUAUGAGUCGGUGUUGAUGAUUAUGGGGGGGACAGGAAUUGCAUCAGCCGUGCCAUAUCUUCAAGACCAUCUUCGGAGAUGUGCUAAAGGCCGAGAUGAGACAACAGGAGAAAAAAGUCGGACACGAGAUAUUGAGCUGGUAUGGACUGCCAAACAAUCAGCUUUCAUUCACAACGUCGCUCAGCGAGAACUCGAGCCUCUUCUUGGCCGGAAUGACUUUAGCGCCUCCUUCUAUACAACUCAACCCGAAAACGAGUCUUUCGAAGACUUACAUGAACUAGGGUACAUUAUCCAAACUGGAAGACCCCAUAUUCAGUCACUUAUUAUGAGUCGUGCUUGUGAUGCCUCGUCUGUCGGCGUAAAGCUGGCUAUUCUCGUCUGUGGACCCUCCGGAAUGGCUGAUGAGGCUCGUGCAGCGGCCUCUUCAGCUAUGCGACAAGGUUACCGGUCUAUCAAGUAUUUAGAAGAAUCAUUCGCAUGGUAG